Molecule: messenger RNA, 3433 nt
Organism: Meleagris gallopavo (turkey)
Lineage: Eukaryota; Metazoa; Chordata; Aves; Galliformes; Phasianidae
Source: RefSeq, a predicted model, not a curated record
ACGCGGCUGCUACUGCGGGAUCGCUUGCGCAGCCAACACAUCUCCCGGCUGGGCUACAGGCAGCCCUGGGCGCUGGUGGGGAUCCUCGGAGGGGAUCCGCUUUCGACGUCGGAGGAUAAGAGAGAGUAUCAUGGGAAUGGGACAACAGGGUUAGCCGUAGCCCAAAGAGAAUUCCUCACCUACGAUGGCACCCGUUUCACUGUUACUGCUUUCAGUGGAUGGAUAAAAGGAGUGCCUCAUAAUGGGUUUAAAGUGGAGGUGUCCAAAGGAAUAAUUCUCCAUUUAGUGGAUGAUGUUAGAAGUUGGUUACCUGGUGACAGGAUCGUCAUUGCCAGUACGGAUUAUUCCAUGCAUCAGGCUGAGGAGUUCAAUCUCCUUCCUUGCCCUGAAUGUAAAAGCAAUCAAGUGAAAAUUGAUGGCAGCCCACUUUAUCUUCAUAUUGGCGAAGUCAUAGACGGCAUCGAUAUGAGGGCAGAGGUCGGUCUUCUGACUAGAAAUAUACUUAUCCAAGGAGAAAUGGAAGACUCCUGUUAUGGAGAAAAUCAAUGUCAGUUUUUCUCCUUUGACACGUUUGGAGGACAUAUUAAAAUCCUAGCGAAUUUUAGCUCUGUGCACAUGUCAGGUGUGGAGUUAAAAAACAUGGGGCAGCAAAUCCUGGGCAGUUACCCUGUGCACUUUCACAUGGCUGCAGAUGUCGAUGAGAGAGGAGGGUAUCAACGCCCGACAUACCUUGAUAACCUGGCUAUCCACCACUGCUUCUCUAGGUGUGUUGCCAUACAUGGGACUCAUGGCCUGCUGGUAAAAGAUACCAUUGGCUAUGACACUCUGGGGCACUGUUUUUUCCUUGAGGAUGGGACGGAGCAGCGCAAUACGUUCCAGCACAACUUGGGCCUGCUCACCAGGUCGGGAACCAUCUUGCCCUCAGAUCGCAAUGAAGCAAUGUGCCUUGCCAUCAGGAGCCACGUCUAUGGGAAUUACAUUCCGGUGCCAAGCACUGACUGUAUGGCUGUCAGCACUUUCUGGAUUGCAAAUCCAAACAACAACUUAAUAGAGAAUGCAGCUGCCGGUGCUCAGGAUGUCGGGAUCUGGUACAUCUUCCAUCGGGUUCCAACUGGACAGUCUGAAGGGCAAUAUCCAGAAGGAAAAGCUGAACAUACCCCCUUGGGAGUAUUUUACAACAACAGAGUCCACUCCAAUUUCAAGGCUGGUUUGUUUAUUGGAAAAGGAGUAAAGACAACAAGAGCCAGCGCUGAAGAUCCCAGAGAGUAUCUCACUGUCGAUAAUGCCAGGUUUCGCCCACAUCAAGAUGCUGAUCCUGAAAAGCCACGAGUUCCUGCUGUAAUUGAUGGUCUCAUUGCUUUUAAAAAUAAUGACCAUGGGGCCUGGGCCAGGGGCGGUGACAUUAUUUUCCACAACUCUGGGUUUUCAGACAAUGGAAUUGGGCUCACACUGGCAAGUGAUGGGACAUUCCCAACUGACGAUGGCUCUAGCCUGGAGGUGUCACGCUCCAUUUUUGUUGGAGAAAGCAGCAAUCUGGGUUCCCAGGGAGGCCAGAACAGCUACUGGGGAAAAGGGGCAAAUGGAGAAUACAGGACACUGCCCAGAAACAAGACAUUCCCUAUUCGUGGAUUCCAGAUUUAUGACGGGCCUGUCAGGAUGGCAAAAUGCACUUUCAAGAAGUUUACCCCAACUGCUGACCGAUACUCAAGUGCCAUCGGCUUCUUUAUGAAAAACUCCUGGCAGAUUAGCCCCCAGAAUAAUGUGUCACAAAUCCUGAUGGAGAAGAGCGUUGGACUGAAAGUGUUUUUUGGCAGAGCAGGCCAGUGGUUUGGAAAUAAUGAUAAUGAUGGUGACAAAAUGUCUGUCUUCCAUGAUCUGGAUGGCUCCGUGACAGGAUAUUCCAACAUUUUUGUAGGCAGAGCAGACAACUACCUGCUCCGUCAUCCCGGCUGCGUCACCGUCCCCCGCUGGAAUGGGGUGAUGUGCACUGGUAGAUAUGCACAGCUUUAUAUUCAGGCCAGGCGCCCUGAGAAUCUGACCUUAUCCAUUGCCAGAGCAGCAUACCACUCCCAUCCCUUGCAGUUGCAAGGCGUGAACAGAGGAGCGCCGUACCAGCAAUACCAGCCGGUCGUCAUGCUGGAGCAGGCUUACAUCAUCCAGUGGGAUGGCAGAGCGCCUGAGGAUAUCAUCCUGUACCCAAUCAACUUCAACAGAGGAGACUGGCUGCACAUUGCCCUCUGCUAUCCCAGGAACACCAUCUUCCACGUGGUGAAAGAUAUCUACCAGCGACGGACGGGGAUGGUGCACAGCAUAAAGCAUUACCUCAUGGCUCCUUCCCGUGACAGUGUUCUCAAUGGGACUGGCGAGCUCUUCUACUUUGACAGAGCACUGGGGUACCUAUUUGUCCACCUGCAAGCCCACGAAGCUCGGCAAGGGCACAGUUACUGCUCCCAGCAAGGCUGUGAACGUAUCAAAAUCAUGGCGCAGAUGUAUCCGGGGGGGUCCUGGAGCUGUGUCCCCAACCCCUUUUUGCAGAAGCCAGCUGCCCCGCAGCGCCCCGUGUCCCAGCACCAGGCAGUGCCAUGCAGGGCUUGUGGGGCCCCACAGCUUGCUAUCACCAGCACGCCCUCAGUCAAGUAUGUAAGAAUCCAGAUCCAGUCCCUCAGCAAGGCAGACAUACAGAACCACUUGACAUCUGCAUUCAUUAAGAUAAAUGACACGACGCUCCUGUUCAAUAGCCCUGGGGUGUUCUUCGUGGUGCUGGAUGCAUGUUCAGGAGCAGUCGUGAGUAGGCGGCAUUUUGACACAGUUGCUGGGGAAAAUGUGACCAAUUCAAUAACUGAUUAUGUUCAAACACUAAUAAAAGAGAGGUACAAUUCACUGAGGACUGAAAGCACAUCUGUGAGGAUUGCAGCCAGGCAAACGCUUGACUUAAAAGCAGGCUUUUCAGUGCAUAGAUGGCUAAAGAGUCUCAGGACUGCACAGUAUCACAUAUCACUUGUUCUUGUGUGCUCUAGAGAUAUUGGAGACAAGGUGUGGAGCUCUGAAAUGUCUGUUUUUACAAGGUUAGGUUCGGCAAAGCCUAUUGUCUUCCACAGAGAAGGGAGUUUUGCUAUGCUUGGCUAUAAAGGACAAGCCAAGCCCUCCUGGAUUAAAGUCCUUAAUCAUGCUCGUUAUCAGAAAACUGCUUCUCUACAGCAUUAUGUUCCCUUGAAGAUGAAAGAGUAUCAAUGUUCAGAUAAUGCCUUUUCUCAGAACCACUCAGAGCACAACUCUGCAGGGGCUGCAGCACCCUGCGAUUAACAUCGUUGGUGUAACCACAGCCAGGCAAGUCCAGCAGCUGUCACCCAACUGCUCUUGUUUUUAUGGGAUUGUAUCAAACCGAUGUUGUUUACUUGUAUAUUUUAUAAUUAAUAAAUAUAUUCUCAUCUUA